This is a messenger RNA of Phascolarctos cinereus (koala), 7057 nucleotides long. It is a transcript of the gene APBA1, whose product is annotated as amyloid beta precursor protein binding family A member 1. Gene Ontology annotation, cellular component: cytoplasm; plasma membrane; dendritic spine. Gene Ontology annotation, molecular function: amyloid-beta binding; protein binding. Gene Ontology annotation, biological process: chemical synaptic transmission. The record is from RefSeq and is a predicted model, not a curated record. NCBI's taxonomy places the organism in Eukaryota, Metazoa, Chordata, Mammalia, Diprotodontia, Phascolarctidae.
GAAAUGAGCUGCCUUGGGAAGUGAUGAGUUCCCUUUCACUAGAGUUCUUCAGAUUGAGGAUGGUGAGAUGAUCACUUGUUAGACACAGAGAAGAUGAGCACGGAGUAAGGCGGCAGGCAUCCCCUUCCCCAGCUCUCCCUCCUUCCCACCAUGAGCCACGUGGGAGGACCGCCAGACGUGGAGGUGAUCGAUGAGCCUGGGAGCGGAGAAUCGGGAGAAGUGAACGAAUCCGUGGAGGCCGACCUGGAGCACCCCGAGGUGGAGGAGGAGCAGCGGCCGCGGCCGCAGCCCCAGCAUGCAGCCCCUUACCCUCGCGGCCCCACUAGGGGGGUGCGCGACCCCCAGCCCGCCCAGGGGCCGGAGGAGGAGGACCGAGGGGGCUCGCUGGCCCGCUCGGCCAGCACGGAGAGCGGCUUCCACAACCACACGGACACGGCCGAGGGGGACGUGAUCGCCGCGUCCCGUGAGGACGGCUACGACCCCGAGCGGGGCCAGGAGAACGAGGACGAGAGCGCCUACGCCGUGCAAUACCGACCCGAGGCCGAGGAGUACACAGAGAACGCCGAGGCCGAGCAUGCCGAAGCCACUCAUCGCCGGAGCCUGCCCAACCACCUGCACUUCCACUCCCUGGAGCACGAGGAGGCCAUGAACGCCGCCUACUCGGGCUACGUCUACACGCACCGGCUCUUCCAUCGCGGCGAGGACGAACCCUAUGCGGAGCCCUACGCGGACUAUGCGGGGCUGCAGGAGCACGUGUACGAGGAGAUCGGGGACACGGCGGAGCUAGACGGACGCGACGGCCUGCGGCUCUACGAGCAAGAGCGCGAGGAGGCGGACAACUACCGCAAAGAGGCACUGGGGGCGCGUCUGCACCACUAUGACGAGCGCUCAGACGGCGAGUCUGACAGCCCCGAGAAGGAGGCGGAGUUCGCCCCCUACCCGCGCAUGGACAGCUACGAGCAGGAGGAGGACAUCGACCAGAUUGUGGCCGAGGUCAAACAGAGCAUGAGCUCCCAGAGCCUCGACAAAGCCUCUGAGGACAUGCCCGAGGCCGAGCAGAAUUUGGACAGGGCGCCCAGCCCGGAAGGCGGCUGCGGCGACGCAGGGCAGCCGGGGAGCCCUGGGCAGCCUGCCCCCGUAGGACCCCGACCCGCCGGCCACGCCGGUGAUGCCGGGCAGCAGCGCUACAGCAAGGAAAAGAGGGAUGCCAUCUCACUGGCCAUCAAGGACAUUAAGGAGGCCAUCGAGGAGGUGAAAACCAGGACCAUCCGUUCGCCUUACACUCCAGAUGAGCCAAAAGAGCCCAUUUGGGUCAUGCGGCAGGACAUCAGUCCCACUAGGGACUGUGAUGACCAGAGGCCAGCAGAUGGAGAUUCUCCAUCUCCUGAUUCUUCCUCUCCCCGGGGUGCUGAAUCGUCCAGCAGACAGCAUCAUCAAGAUGACCUGGCAGAAUCCUCCAGUAACAAAGAGUCAAGGAAAAGCUUGGCUUCAUUCCCAACGUACGUUGAAGUUCCAGGACCUUGUGAUCCUGAAGACUUGAUCGAUGGCAUCAUUUUUGCAGCCAAUUACCUUGGCUCCACUCAGCUGCUUUCUGACAAAACCCCCUCCAAGAAUGUUCGAAUGAUGCAGGCACAGGAAGCAGUAAGCCGAAUCAAGAUGGCCCAGAAAUUAGCCAAAAGCAGGAAGAAGGCUCCCGAAGGAGAAUCUCAGCCCAUGACAGAAGUGGAUCUCUUCAUCUCUACCCAGAGAAUAAAAGUCUUGAAUGCAGAUACACAGGAAACAAUGAUGGAUCACCCUCUGAGGACCAUUUCCUACAUUGCAGACAUUGGGAAUAUUGUCGUGCUGAUGGCCCGCAGGCGAAUGCCUCGUUCCAAUUCCCAAGAUAACGUGGAAGCCUGUCAUCCAUCCCAGGAUGGGAAGAGGCAAUACAAAAUGAUCUGUCAUGUCUUUGAAUCUGAGGAUGCCCAGCUGAUUGCCCAGUCCAUUGGUCAAGCCUUUAGUGUGGCCUACCAGGAAUUCCUCAGGGCAAAUGGAAUCAACCCGGAAGAUCUCAGCCAGAAGGAAUACAGUGACCUACUCAACACCCAAGACAUGUACAAUGAUGACCUGAUCCACUUCUCCAAGUCUGAAAAUUGCAAAGAUGUUUUUAUAGAGAAGCAAAAGGGUGAAAUCCUGGGUGUGGUGAUUGUGGAGUCUGGCUGGGGAUCCAUCUUGCCAACAGUGAUUAUAGCCAACAUGAUGCAUGGAGGACCAGCAGAGAAAUCAGGAAAACUAAAUAUCGGGGACCAAAUCAUGUCCAUUAAUGGCACAAGCCUUGUUGGCCUCCCUCUUUCCACUUGUCAGAGCAUUAUUAAGGGUUUAAAGAAUCAGUCUCGAGUGAAGCUGAACAUUGUGAGGUGCCCCCCAGUCACCACUGUGUUGAUCAGAAGACCAGACCUCCGAUACCAGCUGGGUUUCAGUGUCCAGAAUGGAAUCAUUUGCAGCCUCAUGCGAGGAGGGAUAGCAGAGCGGGGCGGAGUUCGAGUAGGACAUCGAAUCAUUGAAAUCAAUGGACAGAGUGUUGUAGCCACACCGCACGAGAAGAUUGUUCACGUUCUCUCUAAUGCUGUUGGGGAGAUUCACAUGAAAACAAUGCCAGCCGCCAUGUACAGAUUAUUGACGGCCCAAGAGCAGCCUGUUUACAUCUGAGACCCAUGCUCCUCACCUUCCUAACAUGCAUGAGGGCGCCUCCUCACUAGUGGCUGUGUUUCUAGUGAUGCAUAUUUGUGACCAUGGAAUCAUUUCGUUUGCACUCUCUCUCACACACAACGUUUUGUCACACACCAGAAGAAAAGUAUCCAUGAGGACCCCUUUUUUCCUCCCUUGCUCCAUCUUUCCCCCAAGUUCCCGUCCCUGAAUAUAAGUGAUGUUUUAAUGUGUGUAGUUCCUUGCAGAAGGGAGAGCUGCCCAGAUCUUCCCAGCAAACUUACCUGCAAAUGAAUCUUGUGGAGAGUGUAUGUUUGGCACUUUCAGCAUGCCUGGCAUCCUGGAAGGGGUGGAGAACAGAAGGGAGAACUAGCUUUCCUGUGGAGUCCAGACCUUUAUCAAAUGGGGGUGAUGGUGGGAGCUGAAAAAUCCAGCGGCUUAAAGUUCUUUGGUGCUCAUGUUCUCUCCUUUCUGUACCUAUGUUGGGACAAGAUAGGGUAUGGGGAACUAAACAAGACAUCUAAAGAUUUUGAUUGACCAAAGUAGAUCGAGGGCUUAACUCUCUUCACUACUUCCUCACAGAGUUCCUGAGCAGGUUUCAAACAUAUUCCAUGUUUGGUCUUUAAUUUGCAAUAUGUUUAUUUACUCUAAAUAUAGAUAUUAAAAGGCCACUGGCAUUUAAAUAAAGAAGGAGGGGCAGGAACAGUGACGUUUUGAAAGCGGUUAUAAUGGCCUUGCAGAUAGUUCAAGAUGAGUCAGGCCCGCUAAGUUUACAUAGACUCUUCCCGUGUCACUAGCCAAUGAAUCCCAAAAGGGGUCAUAUAUGGCCUUUCUAUUACACUCCAUUUCAUCCAUCUCAUUCCACCAGGGUUGUAAGCUUUAACUCUAGGUCCCCAUCUUUCAAGGGCCCACACCACUCCUAGAACGUCUUUAUCAUGUAACUCCCAUCCCUUCCUGGUCCCGACAGGGGCUGCAUGGGUUGAAAUUCCAACUUCAUUCUGUCCUUUGGGCAUGUUGCCUCAUUUUAACUGAGGUCCUUCCUAAUUUUCACACUCCCAAAUAACUUUUCCCUAGCAUUUUGACAGAGCUCUCCCAGAUUUGGUGAACUGAAGCUGCUCCCUUAGCUAGCUUGAAGACAGGGAUCCAGAAACUUAUUCUUUGGUUACCAAGGAGACCAUCCAUCUCUUCCUUUCGUAAGUUUUAAGUUCCUCUGGUCCAUAGGCUGAAGCAAGCUUCUCUUCUCCUUGGGCCCAACAAGACAUGAAUAGUCCCUGCACCACAGAAGUGAUCAUGGUGGGGACCCUAUGGCCCUGGCUGACAAGUUCUAAACUUCAUCUCCCAGCCUUGUGGAUCUGAGAGAGAGUCGACCUGGUGUUGAAUGUUCCUCAUGUUAUUCAGGUGCCUCAUAUUUAUGGACUCUUAGUUCAGCAAAGGCGUCUCAGUAAUACUGUUAUUCUGAGCCAGUUUUUACAUAUUCUUGGUCCAAAGAAUAUUUUUGAUUUCAUGUGGGGUGUACUUUUAAUUCUUUUUUUUUUUGGUUUUUGUUUUUCGGGGGGUUUUUGUCUUACUUUGUGACCUCAGUGGAAUCAGGGGGAAAAAAACUAAUAUAUUUUUAAUAUUAAUAUAAAACCCCUUUGUCCUCUGCUUUUAAGAUAUUUAUUCAUUAUGUCUGCUGACAUAGGAAUUCAAUAAGCAAACUGUGGGUAGUGGUUAUUUAUUACCAUGGAGAGAGAAGGGAAGGAAAUAAAAAUAAUAAACAUAAGAACCAAAAAACAGGCCCACAUCUCCACCAGGAGUAGAAGUUACUUCAUAAGGUCUAAUCUACUUUUCUUUGGGGCUCUAACAAUUCAGUUUCUUUCUAAAAACAGGGGAGUCCCAGAUCUUGAAAUUAUCAAAAGCUAAGUCUUCAAUUUUUGAUCACACACUUGGUGGGGAAAUGAAGCCAGACAGAUCAAGAUAAUACCCUUGGGGAAGAGAUGUGCCCUUCCUCAAUAUUAAUGCUUAAGUAAGCAGUAGGAGUCCUGAAGUCAUCUUCUACAAUUUAUACCAAAGGCCAGCCUUCGGCUAAAUUAUGAAGUAUCAAAAGUUGGUCUUCAUAGGCAUACCAUUCCUUCUCUUGCUAACAUAGCUCUCCUGUGAGGAAAGCAUUUCAUGCUAAGGUAUUAAGCUCAGGCAUCAGUGUGCAAUAGUAUCUAAGCUUGGAGUAGGGAAAGAACAAGGGGUAAGUCACAAUCCCCCAGACAGCUCUCUAAGGCAAUGUCUAGAGGAGAGUUGCUCAUUUAUAUCAGCAAAGAGUUUUCCAUGAUGGAAGUUUCUUCCUCUGAUGAAAUCACAGGCCUGAACCUCCUCACUAUUCCUCCAAAAAGGGGUUAGGGAUUUGAUAUGUUAGCUUUGGGUAGUAAUUGGAGUUUAAAUGAGAAAGACACUUUAAAAUGAAUGAAUGGAUAAUGGUAGGAUUCAAAGGUGGUGGUUUUUUGUGGGGGAAAGACCUUUCCUGAGCUUCACUCCAAGUACACCAUGGUAGGUAGUCCCCUCUUUGUGUGAGGGCUGUCCUAGCUAUGCUGGUAAAAUCGUCCUUAUUUGUUGCUACUUGAGAGAACUCUGGCUUUGGCUUUUGAUGGUGCUUAAGGAUUCUCCUGCUCCCUCACACAUCUCUUCCCCCCAGCUCUAUAUCUCAUCACCCCAACUCCUAGAACAAUGCCUUACCCAGGAUUGGCACUCAGUGAAUGUUUCAAGGGAGGAAAGGGAGAUUCCAAGGAAGGAGUGAAAAAGAAUGUAUUUUCUGCUUUUACCACUGAUAAAAUCCUGGACAAGUUUAAGAAAAGAAAUAGAAAUGGCAAACUUAGAAAAUGAGUAGACCUGGUAUGUAUUUUAACACAAGAUUAAAAUUGACUUAAUGACUCACCAUUCACAUUAAGUAAAAGUAGUCCCUUGCUGCAGGAUUUUGAACACUAAAUGCUGGCACUGAUGAUCACAGGUGAAGCAGAACAUUUUCUGGCCACCACUGGGCAGAAGCUAUUAUGAUUCAGGAGUAGGAGUUUUCUUAAUGUUAGCAAGUUUAUAAAGAUCACGUUUUUAAAAAAUAAUGUUUUUCUUAACAUCCCUAUAUAUAGUAAUAUAUGUAAAUAUGAUAAAUACCAUGUAUAAUUGAGAAGACUAUGUACAGAGCAGCCUUUCCAUAAGUUGCCUGAGUGAAAAGCUACUCCACACGGGGUUAAAGCACGCUGGUGACUGAUGUCAGGUAUCGACCCCCAUUUUUAUUUACCUCUUUUUCAUUCUGUGGAGAUGACAAGAGUCCAGCUCUAUUUCUUCAAUGUGAGGGGCAGGAAGCCACCCAGGGGCCUCUGGGAGUUUGGGACAGUGAAGACCACCCUCCAUCUAAACUACCCAGGGGCCAGAGCUCACUUCUCCAAUAAUAGUUGCCACUGCCCACCAGGGUAGACUUAGCAGGAAGAAACUGGAUGCACAGAAGGGCAGGCUGCCAUUUAAUAGAAAUGAGAAACAACAACACACAGAAGGUAAGUCACAUUUUCCAUAAGCACAGGUCCCCCAACAGCCCCAGAAUAAACUGCUACCUCCCCUUUCUUCCUUCUCCCAUUCUAUACACUCACACACACGCACACACCCAAUACAUGUAUACAUGCACAUUUCCCACAAUCUGUCUGAUUAAAAAAAAACACCUAUUUGUCCCUUCACCAGGGGUUUUGACCCAGUUGCAUUAACUGUUGUCAGUGUUUACAUAUAAGGGACCACCUCAACUCUGCCUCUGUUUCCUUCACAGGUUUGGGGGAAAAAAAUCCAUUCAUUGGUUUGAAUUGCAUCCAUUGUCAAAUCUUUGAUUUGGGUUUCCUUGAGUGCAGGACUCUUUAAUUUAUGCUUCCCUGAAUCUCGGCAGUGUCUGAAGAUGAUGGUGUGGGUGUGAGGUUUCUUGUACAUAUUUAGCACAGCACCUAGACUAUAAAGUUGUAGUCUUGUUCUGUAAAGAGGGUGAGAUAGAACUUGCUGUAAAGCGUGGGGAGAAGUACAGUAUUGUAUUUGUAACCAUCGUUUCUUUGUAUACACUAAACUUAAUGAUCUCUAUAUAUAAAAUAUAAAUAUAUAUAUAAAUAAAUAUAUAUAUAAAUAUAUAUAUAUAUAUAUAUAUAAAAGAUGUGUGUGAGCCUGGAAUGUUGAUGAUACUGCACAUUUAUUGAAUGUAAUUCCUCUGACAUUUUUGGUCACAGGUCUCUGGACCCCUCCCUGUACACACAGCAGCAGUGGCUUGAUUUUUUUGGGUUGUGUGAUGUAUUUACUGUGCUACUUUCCCUUAUUUAAAUGAGCGCUGAUGUCUGUAAGAUUUGCAAUGACAAUAAAAAAAAAACACCUUAACAUA